Molecule: messenger RNA, 816 nt
Organism: Amphimedon queenslandica
Lineage: Eukaryota; Metazoa; Porifera; Demospongiae; Haplosclerida; Niphatidae
Product: zinc finger BED domain-containing protein 6-like
Exons: 1
Coding region: 1-816 (271 amino acids)
Biological process (GO): regulation of transcription by RNA polymerase II
Cellular component (GO): nucleus
Molecular function (GO): protein dimerization activity
Source: RefSeq, a predicted model, not a curated record
AUGCGGUGGCCAGUGACAGCUGUUCUGUCUGAUGAUUCAGUUUCUAAAAGGUCAGAUAGGUAUCUAGACUUAACUACAGAACAGUGGACACUUGCAGAGGAGUUAAUCAAAAUUCUACAACCUUUUGAUGUUGCUACAACUCUUCUUUGUGCAGAGAAAACUGCCACAAUUUCUUACACAUUACCUAUAUUGUAUGGACUUCUGCAGCAUCUAACACCAGCUCAAGAAGAUAAUGCUACCAUUGCUGCAUUCAAGACUACAGUAAAAAAAGAAAUAGAAGAAAGGUGGGGCCUAAAUAAUCUAGAUGCUUCAAGCUGUUUACUUUUGUCUUCCAUACUCGAUCUACGCUUCAAACCUUUGAAGUUUUUGACCAAUGGAUUAUUAGAAGCUGUAAAGACUGAACUGUGCAACAGAAUGGAGAACAUUCCUGAGUCCCUCAUUGAGAGUGUCAGUGGCAUAGAGCAGUGUCCUCCUGAGAAGAGAUGCAAGUCUGCUUUUGAUAUCUUACUAGGAGAUGAAGAGGAUUCAAGUACUGGAUUAGAGAAUGACACAAUAUUAGGCGAAGUGACAAAAUAUUUAGAAGAAAAACCCAUUCCCAGAAGUGACUGCAUAUUAAAUUGGUGGAAGAUUAACUCACCUACUUAUCCACUACUUGCUAUCAUUGCCAGAGGAUUACUAGGCAUCCCGAGUACAUCAGCUACCUCAGAGAGAAUUUUUUCUAUUGCAGGGUUAACAGUUACAAAACUACGAAGUGCUUUAAAACCCAGCAAUGUUGAUGCCUUAAUAUUUUUGAAUAAGAACUAUGAGUUACUUUGA